AUGUUUCAGUGGCGCCCGUACUCGGUCCACCUGACAGACAACUGCGACGAAGACGAGCUGUGGGGAUUGUCCGGCUCCAUCGUCGACAACAUAACGGCUUCCAUGGGACUGCGGUACAAGUACAAGGCCCCAAAGGACAAUAUGUGGGGGUACAGGGUUCCCAAUGGAACCUGGACAGGCAUGCUCGGGGACCUGCAGAGAAACGAAAGCGAACUCGCCGUGGGUCCGUUUCUCAUCACCACUAUCAUUGACGGGGAAUUCUUAUUCGGUUCUGUGUUCCUUGUGGACAACUUGCGCUUCCUGGCCGGCCUCAAGCAGCCCUUCUUCAGCGCUGUCUUCUCCAGGGUCUCCCCUUUCGACAUUGAGCUGUGGGUGCUGGUGGGCCUGACCCUCUUGUUGCUGAGCUACCUGAGCGUCAAGCUGGUCAGGCUGCCACGUAUGCAACAUGAUAAAGGCUUCCUGCGGACGUACGGAGACAUCUUCUUCAUCUACUUCGCCGCCACCAUGCAGAAACACUCACCGACGGAGCACGUGGGUGGGGGCGUAGUGUUCCGCGGCCUACACUGCCUCUGGCUGGUGGCCAGUUUUUUUGCCAUGAACUUCUUCACGGCUAGCAUGCGCGCCGACCUGCUCGUCAAAGUCGAGGCACCACGCAUACGCACGACUGCCGACGUGCUGCGAAACCCCAACACACGUAUCCUGCUGUUCGGCAGCGCUGGCUUCACCGAGCUAUUUCUGUACACAAACGAAGACUCGUAUGCAGCCGUGUACGAUCAGGUGCGACGGACGGGCGGUGAGCUGCAUCCGUCCGAGAUAUACACGGACAUGAACUUUCGCGACGUCCUCGAUCGAAAGGCCGUCAUGCUUCAGGAGGUGAGCCCAUACCUGCGUUGGCACAUUGCGCUCAGUUCAUUGUCUGCGGCUCUUCGCGACUGCGUAGUUCACUGUGUCCACAUGAUGGAUAGAGUUAUAUUUACAGGCAUGUCGUAA
Molecule: messenger RNA, 990 nt
Organism: Dermacentor silvarum
Lineage: Eukaryota; Metazoa; Arthropoda; Arachnida; Ixodida; Ixodidae
Product: glutamate receptor U1-like
Exons: 6
Coding region: 1-990 (329 amino acids)
Cellular component (GO): membrane
Molecular function (GO): glutamate-gated receptor activity
Source: RefSeq, a predicted model, not a curated record